UUAAAGAGUUCUGACAUACAUUACGUAUCUGAUCUAUGAAUAGAAUAUUUGGUGAUAGAAAUAAUGUCUUCUGGAAAACCUGUGGUGCAAUAUGGAUGUCGACUCACAUCGAAUUGCUUUUUCUAUCACAAAAAUGUCUAUUUGCUACUUAGAUGAGUAUUUGAUGGAUAGUGGAUGUUAUUUUUAGCUUAGUUGGUAAAGUUUUCGGAAGUUAUAUACCAAAUUGCUAUUUUGGCUAUCUUGCAUAAACUUCACUAAUCUCCAUCUAUUGUGUUUGUGAAUUCAAUGAUAUGGAUUUUAAUGUUUAGGUUACUUUAGAUAGAUUUCAAAUGCUCAUAGUGCAACAAAAGAUUGAUAACCACAAACAAGUUUCAUAGCAUAACAACCACAUGUAAUACAAUACUAUUUAUGUGAACAUACGAUAAAGGAGAGAACAUGUAACUAGAAAGCUCUCAGACGCCGCCGUCCUUGUCAAUCAAGUCAGAUAUUCAGGACCUCAGAUUGGCUAGCAUUAAGCAGUCCGAAACAAUCAAGUCGGAGAUCCAAGUAGGAUCUUCGUUCGUCACUCUAUCUUGAUUUGAGCUCGUCAAAUCAAAAGUAUCACAUCUAUAGACACCUUCGAUCACAUACGCAUACUCCAUCCCCACAGAUCAUCAACAGGAAAUAGUUCAUACAAGGGCAGUUUCAAAAUAGUCACAUUACCAAAAAUAGAAUGAGGAAAACCAGGAACAUUCAGAGGGUGAUAGAGUUGCCUAGAUUCAGGAUUACCCUCAAUAACUUGGUCCAAUAUAUCAGUAAAUAUGCGAGCACACACAUCAUUAAUGAAGUACUUUAUUUUGUUUAUAGUAAGAGACUUAUCACUAUGCAUUAUGUCUAAAGGAACAUUUUGCCCCAUUAUGGUAGUAGUGAAGGUUGUGCUGGUAAUAAGAGGCAUGCAUUGAUUAGGUGCUAGGGAGUUCAAGCAAAACAUAGCUUCAUCUACUACUUUGUUAACAAUGAAGUUUGAAGCCCUAAGAAGCCUUGUUACAAGGCAAGGAAAAUGGUUUUCUUCUAACCAAAACCAAAACGCCAUUGCUAGUAAUGAAUCUGCUGGAUUGCGCGAUAAGUCCACGAUUAGACGGGUGAUUAAAGCUCGAUCUAUUGAGUGAUAUUGGUGAAGAUCCGAGAGGGGAAUGGUAGCCAUUAAUACAAGAUUUUGAGCAAGGAUGGAUAUCAAAUUUGAGAGAAAUAGUAAGGUUUAAAUAGAGGGGGAUUUAUAACAGAUUAUAUAUGCAAUUUUGACACGACUAACCUUAUAUUUUACGUUUCAUAAAGAAGGCAAAUCUAUUAUCUACACGUAGUAGAUUGAUGAAAGAACUUUUUGUAUUAAAAAGUAAAUUUAAUGUUAUCCAUAAUGUUUUUAGAACCUUUUGAUGCGAGAAUCUUGCUAAAGUAAUGCAAAAGAGAGUUUCAUAAUGCCAAGUUUUUCUUAUUUAGGGGAUAAAUGGCAAGCAGAGAGAAGUAAGACUUAUAUAGAAACGUAACACAUGUAUAAAACUCGACUGUUUAUGGUGUAAUCCUAAGAGGAAUGACUCACGAGUUUCACAAUUUAAAAGAAGUGAGAAAUUUCCACAAUAUGUCAAGAUGUAUCACACCAUCACUAUCCCUUAAUUCAUAAAUAUAGCUACUAAGAUAUUUUGUGUGUUUGGAUCUUUUAUGGUUGAAUCAAUUUAAUAAGUUCAAACUUCUUGUUAUAGUAGGAAAAAUAGGUUUACAUAAGUUGAUUUGGCCGUCAUUUAAUGAUAAGAAAAGUAGCUAUUAAGUAAGUUGAGAACAUUGAAAAAUGAGUUCAGAAAACAUAAACAUAUCUCUGAAGAUAUUUAUAUGAUUCGAAAGAUAACACUAGGAUGUAUGUCACUAAGAUACUUCUAAACCAUAUUGGGAGACCUUAAAAAGGAAGAGAAUACAAUGUAGAUUUUCAACAAACACAGGAGGACAUCCUUAAUUAUUAGUCCAAUUAAACAUAACAAAAAAGACAGCUAAAAUGUAGCUAAGAAUUAAGAUCAAAAUCUUUCAUUUUUUUACACCCCUCACUUAUUAAUAUCAGACGGCCGUGAUUUAAUGUGAUUAUUCAUUCUAGUAACUAGUAACUAACUAGUAUGUAAAAAGGCAGGCAAAGGGCGCAAAUUUGUAUGUAGACUCGAGACCACCAUCCACACGGUGAUCUUGGAUUGAAACGCACCUAGCAACAAACUAAACGCAGGGAAUUUAAGUAAAAUUAAAAAUUGACAAAACAGAAUUUUUUUUUAAAUUUAAAAAAAAUGACAAAACAGAAUUUAAAUAAAUUAAAAAAAAAAUUACAGAAAUCAGUGAGAAUAUCGCGGAAUUUGCGGAUGAAUUUCAAAUUUAUAGCUAUAAAUUUUUUUAAAAAAAUUAUAUUAAAUACUAUAAUAUUAUCUAUUAGUUUUUUGUGAAAGUAACUGCUUUUAAAAAAAAAUAACGCAUGUUUUGAGAAAAAAAAUUGGCAAAAAUUAAUAUAAACUGAUUUUUUUUUAAAAAAAAUCUAGAAAUCCCUUGAUAUCCGAUUUUGAUAAAAUACCUGUUCAGUUUUCAAAACUCAUAUUUUUCUCCUUCAAGGUUUUGCAUGCCCAAUUCACGCCAAUUCACAGUGAUUCUUCACCAUUGACGCCAUGGAUGGUAGGCUAAAGGUUGGAAACAAAAGUGAUUUAGAUGUUCCGAUCAAGAAGUUUGCAAAGAAGAAAAAGAAAUUGGUUAGGAACAAUGCGAUGCAAGUACAGGUUGUGGAUCCGCAAUUGUUGGAUGACAUUAACAAAUCAUGUGGUCAUAAGGAUAUUGAAAAUAGAGAAGUCUGCAUACAAGUUCAAGACACACAGAAUCAAGGAGAAGAACAUUUAUCUGGUCAUAAUAAGAAAAGGAAAAGAAAACAAUUGGUUACCAGGGAGCCGCUUCAGAAAGGGGGAAUGAGCUCGAAGAAUGCUAACACAUUAGGAAAAAAUAAAGUUGAAAUCACUCUUAAUCCUAGGCAUACUGUUCAACAGUUUAUGCAACUAAUUAAAGGUUUGGAGGGACAAGAUGAUAAGCUAAGAGCGAUAAGGGAUAUGGGAUUCGGAGGCCUCAUGCAUCUUAACUUUCCAAGGAAUGACACAGUAUUCGCGGCAAAACUUAUGAGGGAUUUUGACCCCUAUGGGAUGUGCAUACUUUUAGAUAGGAACAGAGACAUUAAGGUCGAUGCAAUUGAUGUCCAUCUCGUAUAUGGUAUUUCUAUUGGAGGGGAAGUCAUUGUUGAGGGAAAAGACGAGGACGAGAAUUUUAUGAAUUGUUGGAAAAUUGGAAACAGUAUCAUGGUGGUGGAGUUCCUAGUCUGAAAGCUAUAGUCGAGAAACUUCUUAAUCAUGGCGUUAAUGUUGAUGACAAUUGGAGGAGGAGCUUUUUGGUUUUAGUAGUUAACACAUGCAUCAAGUCUAACUCAAACACCCAACCACUGUAUCGAUUUCUUAGUACUACCUUUGACACCACGCGUAUAUCUUCAUAUGACUGGUGUAAAUAUACGUUGGAUAGCUUAUCUGAAUGGGCAAUUUACUGGAAGAAGAACACUACAAGGUUCUUCCCGGGGCCAUUACCCUUCCUCAUGAUUUGUUAUUUUGAUCGACUGCAAAGGCAAACUUUUUCUCAUACUAGAUUGUUUCCGCUCAUCUCGUCAUGGCGUUUAGAGGACAUUAAGAAAAGGAUAUCUUCUGAAUCUGAGUAUGGUUUUGGUUGUGGAGCUUUGUUGGAUAGGAUUGAGAAGCCAGUAAAUAUGGAUAUCUCAAUACCAACUCAUCUCUUGAGCGAAGAAGGACAAUCGUGCCAACGACAAUGCGAAGAAGAGCAACACCCUCAGGUAGACGAUCCUCAAUCAACCAAUGAACAACAGAAUCAUAAACAUCAGGCAGAGGAACAAGAACACCUUGAACCUCCAUCCAAUCUGCAUGAAAUUAACACCCAAUUGAGAGAGGCAACGUUAAACAUUGCUUUGUGUUUCGUACGGGUUACAACCCUCUUGAAAUCUGUCGAGAAUUUUUACCCAAACACUUUGAUAAAUAAUAUCAUGAUGCAAAAUGUUGCAACAAUGUGGUCAAGGUGCUCUGGUUCGCAAAUGCCUCCCGAUAUUCAACAGUUUUCGAAGAAGUGUGUCGGAGGUUCGUUAUUGAGUCAGGACAAUGAAAUCUUUUCAUCUGAGUGGUUUGGAGAGAUGGUUGACUCAGCUGUAAAAAGAGUUGUCGGUGAAUCUGAACAAGUGUUGCCAUGUUGCGGAGAAGAACAACCUACUCCUCUGCAGCCUCUCAUUUUUAACUCGGACACCCAUCAUCCUAUGAAUGAGAACCAUUCUGAGUCUGAUUUGAAUUUUGAUAAUUUGGAUUUUAAUGAGAUAUUUGGUGAUGAAGAUAAUGCAAACGAUCAACAAUGCAGUGAUCAUAACUUGGAGAAGGUUACCAAAAGAAUGAGAAAGCUCCCUGCAAUUUUCAAGUCCCCGUAUUUAAUUCAAUAUUCACAUCUUGUAGACGAGGAGGAGGACGAUAAAAUUUGCAUACUUGAAUAUGCUCUUUCAGCUAAACUUCCUAAAGACGAAGAAUUAUACGAUGAUGGAAGCACUUUUUUAAAUAGAGAGUAUUGUUUAUCCCUUGGGUCUGAUGGACAUAUCUUUGGUGAACUUAUUGAUGCAUGGUGUCACAUACUCAACUCGAGGAAUAAAUUGAAUAGAAAAGAGAAAAAUAUUCUUUCCUAAUGCAGCAUUUAAUUUGUUGUGCAUGAAUGAUUAUUAUGGUGAGUGUACUCAAAAAGAUACCAUUGAGUUUAGACAAUCAAAAUUCUUUGAGACACUUGAUUUCACCAUGUAUGAGAACAAAAUUGAUACCAUCAAAGGAUUUAAUCUUGUAUUCUUCAUUGUUCACGCUUGGAGUCACUUUUACGUUAUGUGCAUUAAUAUGAAAGCCAAAACUUUGGACAUCUUGGAUAAUAGAAUACUUGAGGAUGGGAUACCCCUUGAAAGCAAGUAUCGUGAUUAUCCUCGGAAAGUGCUGGAAGCAUUUUCAUUGUUCCUCCACCGUGCGGAAUACAAGUGUUAUAGGCAUGUAGCUAAAUUCAAGAUAAGGUUUAAUAGAAAUGCCUUGGAGAUCCAACAUGAACACUGUUGAUUGUGGUGUAUAUGCAAUGAGACAUAUGGAAACCUACCAUGCACAAAACAACUGGGAUUGUGGACUAUACUCAGAUAAUUUUGAAGGUUUGAAGAAGCUAAGGAUACAAUACUGCAUUGAUUUACUCACCGACAAUGCUAAUGAUAAAAGGGUCGAGCUCCAGGUCUUAGCAAGAAAGUUUAAGAAGCUUGAAAACAAUGAAUAAAUUUAAAGAUUCGUGUGCAUGUGGUGCACAUAAUAGCUUUAGUUAAUUAAUUUUAAAUGGUAUUCUCGUCUAAUUAUGUUCAUUUUUUAAUAAUAUUGACAUUUGAUCCUGUGUUCUUUUAUAAAUACCUUGAUUUUCUUUGUAAUAUACUUUUAUGUUUUAUAUAGUAUACUUUCAUGUUCUUUGCAA
Beta vulgaris subsp. vulgaris (sugar beet) is the source of this 5568-nucleotide messenger RNA. RefSeq lists its product as uncharacterized. NCBI's taxonomy places the organism in Eukaryota, Viridiplantae, Streptophyta, Magnoliopsida, Caryophyllales, Amaranthaceae. The transcript has 12 exons. Bases 3629 to 4765 code for a protein of 378 amino acids. The record is from RefSeq and is a predicted model, not a curated record.